CUCCAUAAUUUCCUUCCUCACUUUCCCAACGUCCAUGCCCGCCAGCGACACAUCCCAGAAUCUACUCAUGACUGCACUUUUGCCCUUUUAGAGAGAGAAAACAAACAAACCAAAACUCUCUUUCUUCUCUUCUCAGUUCUCCCAAACAGAGGAGAGAGAGAAGAAGAAGAAAGCAAAGCAGCACGCAAAACGACGCCGUUUCAGCACCGACGAUGAAACUCACCGGAAACUGUGCCGCCGGGGAAUGUACUGAUAGCAAUGUUGGGGGAGGAGGGGCGGUGGUGGUGGUGGGAGUGAAAAUGGAUUCUCGGAGCAAAGAGCUUCUGACUUGGGCGUUGGUUAAGGUAGCCCAGACCGGAGAUCGCAUCAUUGCUCUCCACGUUCUCGAUCCCGACACAGAUAAAUCGGAGAUGCUAAGACUGGUGAAAACCUUUGAUUCUGUGUUGGCUGCUUAUGAAGGCUUCUGUAACUUAAAGCAGGUUGAUCUGAAGCUCCGGGUGUGCAGAGGGGCUCCGGCCCGGAAAAUUCUUGCCCGGGAGGCAAAGACUUACAGAGCUACGGAUCUGAUUGUGGGCACUUCCGGCAGCUGCCGCGCGGUCCGGUCACCGGUGUCAGUUGCAAAGUACUGUGCCAGGAAUGUUGACAAGAGCAUCUCAGUUCUUGCUGUUAAUAAUGGGAAGGUGGCUUUCCAAAGUGAACCCAAUAAUGGUUCAAUUGGGCAUGAAUUGUGCCCUCAGAACAUGGCGGAAUCGAGGUUUAAGAGGAGGAAGAUGUUCACUAAAAGCCCUUUGGGUGCUGAGUGUAAUUCCAUGGCUUUGGUUCCUGUGAGGGUUGUGAAUGUGCCUGAAACAAAGUCAGGGUGGACAUUGCUUAGAAGGGUUUUUCUUCAAACCCAGAAAGAGUCUGGGAAUUCGCCUGCGAAAAAGUUGUCUGUAGUUCAAUGGGUUCUGAAGCUACGAGGGCGACAAUCAUUCCCGGCUGUCUACCCUGAUCAGAAGCAAAUUAUAUCGGGAGAUGGCGAGUGCCAUUCCGAUGAAAAGAAUGGCACAAUUGUACCCGCCCCGAGUCAUGCCUCUCUAAUCGCUAAGGAAUUAGAGGGUGUUUGUGAAAAGUAUUCGUCGGUUUGCAGAUUGUUUAGCUACCAAGAACUUUCGUCUGCAACGUCUAAUUUCGUGUCUGAGAAUUUGAUUGGCAAAGGCGGCAGCAGUAAGGUUUACAAAGGAUGCCUUCCCGAUGGGAAGGAACUGGCAGUGAAAAUUUUGAAGCCCUCGGAAGAUUUGGAGAAGCAAUUCUGCUCCGAAAUAGAGACUCUUACAGCUUUGCAUCACGAAAACAUUAUUUCGCUUUUUGGGUUCUGCCUUGAAGAGAACAAUCUUUUGUUGGUUUACGAUCUGUUAUCCAGAGGAAGCCUUGAAGAUAACCUCCAUGGUACUCGAAACGUUGGGGAUUCGUUUGGUUGGCAGGAUAGAUACAAGGUUGCCUUGGGCGUUGCAAAGGCGUUGGACCAUUUGCACAAUUCGACUAAUGGACCCGUGAUUCAUAGGGAUGUAAAAUCGUCGAAUAUUCUCCUUUCAAAUGAUUUUGAGCCAAAGCUGUCCGAUUUUGGACUUGCAACGUCUGCUUCAAGUUCUUCGUUCCACUUAGAUGGUGUUGAUGUUGCUGGAACAUUUGGAUAUUUAGCUCCGGAAUAUUUUGUGCAUGGAAAAAUAAACGAGAAAAUUGAUGUAUACGCAUUAGGUGUUGUCUUGCUUGAGCUUUUAUCGGGUAAAAAGCCGAUUGAUAACACAAACGCCAAGGGCCAAGAAAGCUUGGUGCUGUGGGCAAAACAAAUUCUGAAGAAUGGAAAAGCUACAGAGUUGCUAGAUGCGAGCUUGCUUAAUGCAUAUGACCACGACGAGUUUGACAGAAUGGUUUUGGCUGCAACACUUUGCAUCAGAAGAGAACCUAUUUUUCGUCCUAAAAUUGACAUUGUUGUAAAACUUCUCCAAGGUGAGCCCGAAACAAUUCAAUGGGCGAGGCAACAACUCGAUAGUGGCGAUGAAGUAGAUGAUGUUGGCGGUGAACAGCCUGCAGCAGCGAGCAUCCAAUCUUUUAUUAAUCUCGCAUUGUUAAAUUUGGAGGAUGAUUCCCUUUCGGUCAGCUCCGACCAAAACAUAUCUGUAGAUGAUUAUUUGCGGGGCAGAUGGAGCCGAUCUUCAAGCUUUGAUUAGAGACAUUCUUAACUUAAACGCAGAUUUUCGUUGUAAAUACCCAUUUGGUUUCUCCGUUUUGGCUGCCUUGUCGCUCGCCCUGGUCUUGGAUGAGAGGUAAGCAAGCUAAUGACCUCCUCCUUGCCAGUUCCAAUCUGAAGUCCUCGGGUUUUCGAGUUUUGGUACACUUUGUACUGUUUCAUUUGGAUCCCGGGGGAUUUCGUCAAGUGUAAAGCAUGUUUCGAUGCCCAUGUGAUUGUCAAAUAGUUUAAUUCAAGAACUACCCAGAAUCUUGUUCUUUUCUUCUUGUCCCAGUCAGAUUCUUGGCUUGUCCAAAAGACUCCCUUGUAGAAUCUUGGCUUUUAUGGUGAUUUCUUGAAGAGA
Messenger RNA from Ipomoea triloba (trilobed morning glory), 2573 nucleotides. RefSeq names its product proline-rich receptor-like protein kinase PERK14. The transcript has 9 exons. Lineage: Eukaryota; Viridiplantae; Streptophyta; Magnoliopsida; Solanales; Convolvulaceae. Gene Ontology annotation, biological process: protein phosphorylation. Gene Ontology annotation, molecular function: ATP binding; protein kinase activity. Bases 213 to 2210 code for a protein of 665 amino acids. The record is from RefSeq and is a predicted model, not a curated record.